GGCCCCAAAAAGUGCAACGAGGAGCAUGAACCCUCUGAGAUACCCGGUGGCCUCUACGACCCGUUGCGGAUCAGGCCAGCCUCGAUCGGCUCGCUGUCGAAAUUUCGCAUCGAAAUUUUGCGCAUUUCGAUCGAGGGCGAUCGAUGGAGGAAGCGAAAGCCAUCGUGGCGAUGCUCAAUGCGCCUCCCCUGGACCUCAACAUAUCUGUUCUUGAAUUCUGGUGCUCAUUCCACCCUGUAACGAACUUCAGUGUCGAUGCCUCGACGGAUUCUGUUGCUCCACGACGAGCAAAAUGCUCGGAGCUCCACCCACCGAUGGAGAGGAAAACAUAAGAGAAAACAAUAAUAGUGGAAUUGAAUGGAAUGGAGUGAAUUGAUUUGAAAUUUAUCUUUUGUGCCAUUGCCUACCCAGAAGGUGAUUGUUGUUGUGGUCGACACUCACUCCAUACUCGACUUGCAGUCAGAAAAGCCCGCUGCAGUUACGUCAGCUGCUCUUCGGAGUCCUCUCUGCAAUCGUUCCUCCACAGAGACUGGAAGAUUCACCUGAAUCGACGACCUGCUGGAUGGUGGACUCACUCAGAGUACUCAACUAUGGGCCGAGCAUUACUGGACGCUCAUCGUUUCUGGAUGGAAUCGCCGCUGGCAACCACGAUGUCAUACGUCCUCUUCUUGCAUGGCUCCUACCGCAGAUCAGUACGCUGCAGAAACGUGCAUUUCUUGCCCGAUUUUUGGUGGAUGUGGAGAUUCCGGCAGAACUACUGCUGGCCGAGGAUAUGAAUAAGUUGCAUGCUCAGUAUGAUUCCCUGAGAGAACAAUUCAUAGAAACCCAUCGGCAUCUGGAAGGCCUCCGCCAGAUUGAAAGGGAUCCGAUCAAAGUUAAAGAGCAUGUAUCUGAGCUGCAGACCGAGCGAGAUCAUCUUCUCUCCAAAAUUACCAAGUUCAAAUGCAAAUUUCAGGAUGUGGAGAAAGCUGAUGAACUGUUGGAAGCUGUUGAAGAGGUCAAGAGUCUUAAAGUGGAGAUGUCAAAGCUUGUCGAUACGAUGAUUGAGCAGAGACAGGCACUAAACCGCUCUUUGGGAAAGAAUCAGAAAGCAUAUUCAAAGUUACAACAUAUGAAGAUUCUUUUGGAAGAUGCACACAAUGGUUCGUUCUUUGACAAAGCGUCACACGAAAUCCAGGCCCUACGUUUCAGUGCCAAACAGAAGCUCCCUGAGGAGGUUGCAGCCAAACAGGUACACCUGCAUGCUCUUCAGGAGGUUCUUUGUGGGCCUAACAAAUCUGAAGGGCUUGCAAGCAUACAGUCGAAGCUGCUAGCUGUGAAUGAGGAACUGAAGAAUAAGAGGAGAAAUGGCCUCGAGAAGCAUUCAGAAAAUGAAGAUGCUUCAAAAAGAGAAUCAAUGCAUUGGCAGCGAGCACAAAUGGGCCUCAUUUUAGCGAAUAGGUCACAGGCAGCGAAUAAGAAGGUGGCAGAGCUCACAGAAUGCAGAGAUAAGCUGCAGAGGGAUCUCGAUCAGAAAAGUACUGCGAUUGAAGAGGUGAAGGCUACUGUACUCAGAGGAGAGGAAUUGAAAACCUAUGUGGAGUCACUGCGUAGCAAGAGUGCAGUGUACAAAAAGAUGAAGAAGGAACUCGACGAUAUGGAUUCUGAAUAUGGAGCUCUUAUCAAAAAUCAGAAGCUGCUUGAGGAACAAAUUGAAAUGCAUCCAGAGUUCCCAGAAGAUAAAGUUGAUCAGACUCGCAAACGGGCGACAGCCAAGAAUUUGAGGAAGAUGAUCGAAGAGGUCAAUAAUCUUAUCAAAGAUCUCCGAAACCAGUUGAAUCCACAAGUUAAAGAACUGAAGCUUUUAAGGGCUGACCUUCAAUCGCUUGAGAUCGAACAAGCAGAAAAGAAACAACACUACACUGACAUGUGUUGUCUUUUCGAUAGAAAAGUGACCAAGCUCGAAGCAGAAUUAGCCUCAAGUACCAAGGAGUAUGAGAACGAGAAGGAGGGAGUAAAGGUGAGGGCAGCUUCGCUGGAGAAACUUCAAGCGACUCUGAUGGAAGAAAACGUGGAGAAGGAAAAUGGUUCUGUGAGUACGAAGAUUAAGCUCAAGAUAGAACAGCAACAAGAAGUUUUGAGAGAAGUUCAACGCAAACAACAAGCGUUCAAGGAGACGGAACACUUCAACAGUUUGCAGAUGGGGAUGAUGAAGGAUCUGCUGACUCUCGUCGCUGCCAAGUUGAGUCUGUAUUCUUCCUCGUCGAGACUGCCCAUCUUCUCCACGGCAACUUCCUUAGAUACCGGAGACACGAGCAAUUGAGCGAAUUCACGACUUUCUAGCUCGCAGAAAGUUUAAGUGGUCCUCCAACUUGAAAGCUCGACAUAAGUCCCUGAGGACGAACGACAGAUUCCAAGCAAGUGUCUGUGAGCUUGUAUGAACAUUAUUCAAGAGGCCACAUGGUUUCAUAUCUCAGGCGAUGGAAUGAUUAUAUUUUCAGGUUGCGACUGGCAAUCGGGACAGCUGACGAACUCACUAGAGUCAGGAUCGGGCUGAGAAGUAUACGAUUCUUAUAUUCAAAGGUGGAUUCUGAUCUUCACUUCGGAUCGGCAAAUGUACAGCCAGAGUGAUGAUAAUUGAGCAGUUGGCUGAUUCCUCAAAGGAAUGAUAAACUUCGUUCGAACAUCCAAAUUUCAUGCAGAUUUAACCUUGCGGGUGCACUUGUUUUGAUUGCUUUGCUGCUAGCACCAAAAAGCAUGUGUUUGUGCUUCUGACACCAGAUCUGGGGCUAACAUUCUGUCUAAAUGCCAGUUUCUAGUCGAGGUGGAAAUGAAUUACGACUCGAAGUCAGAUCCAUGCGAGUUUGUAGGGAUCCAUUCAUUCCCGCUUUAUUCUGACAUUGUUACAUCACGAGGGUUGGACAAUCUGCUGUCAUGCACCAUGGCCUACUUAAUUUGAUCUAUUAACGUGUGAGCACAUCUAAUGACUUUAACAACAUCACGUAAAUAGAGUUCACCCGGACAAGGGAUGAUGGUGUCCAUUAAAUGUAUGUCCAUUGUUCGCUAAGCGGAGAUUUAGAAGUAUGAUAGAUUUUAAUUGAUUAUGAAUUUAUGUGUUUUCCGUUUUUUUCAUCCAAGUCUAGAAUUUUAGAGUGUAGAAGCUUUGCCCUACGAAGAGAUUAUGUUGGGACUAAUUCGAGGUUAGUUGAAAAAGAUUUAAGUCAGAUCCUCAAGUUUAGGGGCUCGAGACAGAAACAUAUGAGCCAAAACUACUAAAGGCUUUCCAUCCAGCGCAAGCAUCUGGAUAAUCAGGAAUGCGAUGUGGCAUUCCUGCAAGCGGUUUUUUCUUAAUUAUCAAAUGCUAAUGGAUUGUGACUAA
This is a messenger RNA of Marchantia polymorpha subsp. ruderalis, 3358 nucleotides long. The record is from the annotation of a GenBank genome assembly. NCBI's taxonomy places the organism in Eukaryota, Viridiplantae, Streptophyta, Marchantiopsida, Marchantiales, Marchantiaceae.